CCACCGGAUGUUCCGGAAGUUGACUUCUGAAUUUUCGAAGAGGAAAUGUGAUAAUGUAAAACGUACAAAACAAUAUUACAUAAGCUAAGAAAUACUCAAAGAAACUUACUAUAUUGUAUUGCAUAAUAAUAUAUUUAAUUUUAAAAGAUAAACCCAUAUUUCGAAGCUUAUAAUCUGUUGUAGAAGCUAAUUUUUUUUUCAAAAAGUGAUGUCAGAAGUUGACCUUUAUCGGUUAUGAUGACCGAGUGGAACCGCAAUCUCCUUUUAUGAUAUGUAAAAUCAUUAUGCAUUGGAAUAUUUAAAAGGAAAACACAUUUGACAUUUACUUGCAUUAAACUACAGUUGCUUAACUGUAGAAUUAUUCAGAUGGGUCCAAAAAAAGAUGUGCGGAUACUCCUGGUUGGUGAUGACGGUGUUGGUAAAACAUCCCUGAUUUUGUCUUUGGUGAGUGAAGAGUUUGCUGAGGAGGUUCCAGCAAAAGCAGAAGAGAUCACAAUUCCGGCUGAUGUCACCCCAGAACAUGUUCCAACACAUAUCGUGGACUCUUCAGGACAAGAGCAAAAUGAAGUGGCACUGCGGGAGGAGAUUUCCAAGGCAAGUGUGGUGUGUGUUGUAUAUGCAGUCACUGAUGAAGACACAGUUCAAAGGUUAACGACAUACUGGUUGCCAUUCAUUCGAAACACUCUUGGAGAGGACCACAGAACUCCUGUCAUACUGGUGGGAAAUAAAGUGGAUUUAGCAGAAUUUCCCACAUUGGAGAGUAUUUUACCAAUAAUGAAUGACUUUGCAGAAGUGGAAACGUGUGUAGAGUGUUCGGCUCGUACCCUGAAGAACAUCAGUGAAGUGUUUUACUAUGCUCAGAAAGCUGUCCUCCACCCUACAGCUCCGGUGUACAACCCCGAAGAAAAAGCACUCACAUUAACCUGCAAAAAGGCAUUAGCUAGAAUUUUCAAGAUAUGUGACAUGGACAACGAUGGGUUGUUAAAUGACAAAGAAAUAAACAUAUUUCAGGAAAAAUGUUUUAAUGCACCACUACACCCACAAGCCCUUGAAGAUGUGAAGGCUAUUGUAAAAAAACACACGAGUGAAGGCAUUAAAAAUAACUCUCUAUCCAUCAAAGGGUUCUUGUUUCUUCACACCCUGUUUAUUCAGAAGGGAAGACAUGAAACUACCUGGACAGUGUUGAGACACUUCGGAUAUGAUGACAACCUAAGCCUUACAAAAGAUUUCAUUGCUCCGAGGUUGCAGGUUGGGCCUGGGUGUACAACAGAAUUGACUCAUCAGGGUUACAGCUUCCUGUCAGAAUUGUUUGAGCGGUACGAUCAGGACUGCGACGGGUGUCUGUCCCCGACCGAACAGUUGAACCUGUUCAGCACGUCCCCACUGAUGCCGUGGGGACCGGAUGUGAACAACACGGUCAGCACCAACAGUGAAGGUUGGAUCACACUGAAGGGCUACCUGGCACAGUGGACGUUAACCACGCUUCUUGAUGUUCCACGAACAAUCGAAUAUCUCGCCUAUCUUGGAUAUCACUACUGUCAUAGCAGUCAAAUGUCUGCUAUACAGGUAACAAGAGAUAAAAAGAUAGAUUUAGAGAAGAGGCAGACCACACGAAAUGUCUUUCGCUGUCAUGUACUUGGUGCUAAACUUGUUGGAAAAACUUCUUUUCUACAAGGAUUACUAAAUCGAAACCUACGAUAUGUAGCCACACUCAACAAACACAUGCUGUCCAGUUUUACAAUAAACACUGUUCUGGUCUACGGACAGGAAAAAUAUCUAAUGCUUCAUGAAGUUGAUGUUGCAAUGUCACAGAUGUUGACGCCCACCGAACUGGACUGUGACGUAGCUUGCCUUAUGUACGACGUCACUAACCCGAGGUCUUUCGCAUUUUGUGCAAAUCUGUACCUGAAACACUUUAUUGAUAGUAAAAUCCCAACACUAAUUGUGGCGUGCAAGGCCGAACAUCCCGAGGUUCGACAGGAUUACGAGUUCACACCAGCUCAGUUUUGUAGCCGCUACAAACUGCCACCACCUCAGUAUUUCACUUGCAUUGACCGGGUCAACUGGGAUGUGUAUAUCAAACUAGCUACAAUGGCAGCCUAUCCUAACCUGAAACGACUGGUGCACAUGUUGUUGGUCCAUCAAAGAUCCUUGUGGGUCGAAGAGAAACUGAGACAUCUGAGGACUCUGUACACCAGUGGAAGCCAGAUAUACCUGAAGAUUGGUAUGGGACUGGCAGCUCUACUGGGAUUAAGUUUCAUUGUAUACAAAGCAGUUCGGUCCGUGUCGGCAUCCCAUUCUGCGAGAUAAAAGUCCUGAACAUUGGGGCGUAUAUAUUAUGAAGAAACCUAUAACCAAAAACUGAAGCUGUGAAUUACUAUACAGGUGUGAAUUACACUAGCAAAAAGGAUGGAUUUCAUAGUGGACACUGAAUAAGUGAAAUGUAGUUCUUAUGCUAAGAGUAUGAGUGAGAUUAGUUGCAAGUUUUAUCAUCAACCCCUCCAUAGACGAGUGGAUAUAGGCAGGGGUUCCAUGUGUUUACCCAUUCAUCUGUCCAUUCAUUCAUCCAAAACACACACUUUUUCUUGUUCAUGUGUUAAACAUUUUAUGUAUGUACAAAGCAGUAAAUUCAAACAAUUCCUUAGAGAAUCGAGCAGCAUCAAUGCAAAGUAGUUCUCUAUGGUUAGAAAAUGGUCUGAUAUUCAGCUCAGCAGAAAGUUUAAUGCUGUUUUGCAUUAACUUUUUGUCAUUAAGGACAAAAAUUUACAAUUAAAUCCACAUAGCUGCCAAACAAAGAGGUUUAUUCAAGCAGCAGUUGUACAUAAUUGUAUAUGUGUUUUAAAAUAAUUCAUGGAUUUAAAUGUUCUUUUUUUUUUUAGUAUUUAUUUCCCUGGUUCGUAAUAAAUUAAUACGCAAGUGACACCAGAAUUUCUUUUUCUGCUGUGUGUAUGUUUAAUGUCACAAAGAUUAAAUCUUGAGUACACUUUGUAAGAGUGGAAUUUUAUUACACCUGGACCACUGUUGUUAUGUUAUCUUCUGAGGAAAGACCUCAGUGAUACUCAGCUGACAGAACGUUUUGUUUAGGUUUGUUAGGUUUUUGUAUUUGCAUUUUCUUCUUCUCUUUCUCAGAAGCUACAAGUGCUAGUCUAACAAUAGAUGACGAAACAUAACUAGUUAUGUAUACAUAUGUAAGCUGUAGGGCAGAGAAGAAGUUGUGUAACAUAAUACAAAAGGCAAAACAGAUUGCAUUACAAGUUUAUUGAUGCUGUAAAAAAUAACUAAAUAUUCUAAGACUUGUAAUACAUUUUCAGGUGUUAAUUGUGGAUUAAGAAUGUUUUCUAUAGUGUGAACCUGCAUGAAUAUAAUUUACAUGCAUUUAAUAAGGAGAGAGAGUGAAACAACUAUUUUCUUGUUCAAUCUUACUAAAAGAAGAGAAAACACUUUCCAUUUCCACCGUCUUUUCUGCAUAAAGUUGUAAUGUGGUAUUUCGGAAUAUAAAAUGUACAUUACAGCAUUUAUGAGAAGAAAAGUAGAUCCCAUUUUUACAUUGUGGCAGUUCUUAAUUAUUAUUGUCAAGCAAUUUUAAACCAAAAUGAUAAUUACUGUUCGAAGACAUGAUUUAGGAACUGUAUUAAAAAUGGUAUUAAGAUUGUACAGAGUUAAAUUUUGUUGUUAUUUUUUCAUUUCUAGUAUUGCUUCUUUACCCUGUAUUGGCCAUAGUGUACAUGAAACAGCAUGUUGAGAUGUAAUUAUCCAUACAGUGACAAAACAUUGGAUGGAUGGAUAUUAUUUAUUUAAUAUGAUAAUAUCCAGUUAACAUCCAGGCAUGUCCACCAUGUGCAUAUGAUGGCUGAUGCAGCCAAACAUCUAAGAGCAAAUACAAUACACUACUGUGCAAUUGAUCUACAGCUCAUUUCAAUUUCAAUUUAAUAUUUUCAAAGUUGGAGAAAAAAAAGUAACACGUUGCUGCAUUUACAGUUUCAUUUACAUCUAAUAUAUUGGAUCAAACAUUGCUAAACAUUGUUGUGUUUACUUUUUGUGUGUAAAUUGAUGAAACAUGUUGAAAGGUAACACAUGAAAACGAUAGAAUAAAACAAAAAUUGGGCAUCUAACAUUUGAUGUCAACAUAACAACCACACUAAUCAUACAAAGAACAUUAGGUGCAAUCUCAGUUCAUUUGCAUGGUCAACUGUUUGUGUAUAUUGAUGUAGAAUUGCAGUUCCUGUUUUUUUAAAUGUUUUGUUAAUCUUGGGGUUUUUUAAUGUUCAGCCACAAAGGUUAAACAUCUAUCAGCAUUAAUAAUAAGGUUGUUUUCAGUGUGUACAUAUGUUUUGUGAAUUUACUCAAACUUAUCUAUGUUGUAUUUUCUUCUUUUAUGGAAAGAAAAUACAAAACAGUUAUUAUUUAUACCCCAUCACAGAAUCCAUAAGAAAAUGAAUUUUGAAAAAAGAAGUUUAAUUUUUAUUUUUCAGUUGACUAUUUUAAAAAUAAAAUUAUAUAGUGCUUUUCUUGGGUGGUCUUAAAUAAUUAUUUGGAGGCUAAUGUUCAUUUUAUUUACACUAUGUCUACUUAGUAUUUAUGUAUGUUGACUAUAGUUUACUUGGCAUUUAGAUUGCUUAAUAAUCACCAAAAAACUGGGGUUUUUUUACUUUUUCAUUUUUAAAGGAUAAUUGUAUGGUGAAAAAGUGGUGUCAUUUUAGUGUGAUAUGUAAUUAUAAUGGUUAAUGUGCUGAGAGAUACUUGGACAUAACCUGCCAUGGCCGUAACAUUUUCUGCCACCCUAAUUCAAUUAAAUUAAUAUUAAAUUAAUCAAUUACCUGGGAUUUUUUAUGUUUUAUUUAUAAAUAUUGAAUUGUAAAUUCUGCAAAAUCUUUUAAAAAUAAACUAUCAUAAUUAUAUCAGUUAUUAUCAAAUACACUUAAAUAUAAAGUUAGUAUAUUUAGAAAUAAAAAGGAGAUACAUGAGUGUUAUAUGCAUUUGUAUGUUGAAUUUAUAGUUUAAAAGGGCCAUUAUCAUAAUUGCAAGUGUCAUAUAAUGAUAUUUUUUUAAAAUAUUAUUUUAAUAAACCCCUACAACAAAUUAAUCAGCUCCAGACGUACUAUUUGUGUAAUUAACUUGAGAAUAUCAAAUUGUAAGGAAUACUUUGAUAAAAUUUAAAAAACAUAAACAUUGACACAUGUUUUAGCCUUCCUCUUUUAGUUUCUUGAGCCCUUUUUUUUUUCUUUUACAUUUGCAAAGUUAUAGAGUGAGGUUAUCUAUAGAUGUUUUUGAUCAAUUUAAAAAAACAAAGAAAAAAAAGUAAUAAAUGGAAUUAUGGUUGUAAUAUUUUAUAGGUAUAUACCGGGUAGUUGAGGGUAUUAUUCUUACAUUUGAAAUUUGUUUUAUAAAAAAUUAAUUACUACUAUCAUUCAACUUAAACUUUAUAAUGUAAUGGUUCCCAUGAAAUAACCAGUGUAUCAAUCUCUUGCAGCUUUCUAGUGAUUUAUACAAUUGUGACAUGCUUUCAGUUGGGGGCCUGUGAUUUUAUAAUAGGGAGGGGGCCUGUGAUUUUAUAAUAGGGAGGGGGCCUAUGAUUUUAUAAUAGGGAGGGGGCCUGUAACAUUGAUGAAUGUCCUUUAGUGGUGUCGAUAGCCAGACUCUUCACCGUAUACAAAGAAAAAUGUCAUUACUUAUUCAAAAAAAAGAGGAGGUUGUGAGACCAGGAUCACUGGGUCUUCUCCUAAAUUUGCCCCUACUUGUGAUCAUAUAAACCUUUGCCAUUUUAAAAUUAAAGUCAAGGAAUACUGAAGUGGGUAGUUUUGUUAAUUAAAACUGGAUACAUUAACCCCACCUCCAACAACACAACUGAGAAUAGCAGAAUUCUGAGCACAUACAAAGUGACAGAUUUGUUAAUUCCAGAAAACAUUUGUCAUUGUUAAAAGAGCAUAAUGCCAUAACUUGUUCUAGGAGAAACACAAUGGUAACUUAUGUUUUUAAGUGUGUUCAGUUGUUUGUCAAUUAAACUGAUCUAAGUUUUAUUUAAUAUGAGACUGUGCAUACUUUACAGAAUAGAAACCAAUAAUUGUUAAAACAUGGUGUAUUUAGAAUUAUACUGUCAGUUGAAAGAUGUGUGAAGUUAUUUAGUUUUUUUAAAAGUAAAUUCUGUCUUGUACAUUUUACUUAAUUCAGAUGUGUGACGUUCUUGGUAGUAAUGUAAGCAUGAAUGUGCAAUCAAGAUGUUCUAACAUUAAUUAAGUACAAUGUUGAACAGUAAUAAAAUGCUUUUUAAAAGAA
Gigantopelta aegis is the source of this 6273-nucleotide messenger RNA. RefSeq names its product mitochondrial Rho GTPase 1-like. Gene Ontology annotation, molecular function: GTPase activity; GTP binding; calcium ion binding. The transcript has 21 exons. Gene Ontology annotation, biological process: small GTPase-mediated signal transduction; regulation of mitochondrion organization; mitochondrion organization. The record is from RefSeq and is a predicted model, not a curated record. The coding region runs from base 367 to 2310 and encodes 647 amino acids. NCBI's taxonomy places the organism in Eukaryota, Metazoa, Mollusca, Gastropoda, Neomphalida, Peltospiridae. Gene Ontology annotation, cellular component: mitochondrial outer membrane.